This is a messenger RNA of Andrographis paniculata, 831 nucleotides long. Its product is annotated as B3 domain-containing protein Os01g0723500-like. The coding region runs from base 1 to 831 and encodes 276 amino acids. NCBI's taxonomy places the organism in Eukaryota, Viridiplantae, Streptophyta, Magnoliopsida, Lamiales, Acanthaceae. The record is from RefSeq and is a predicted model, not a curated record. The transcript is spliced from 4 exons. Gene Ontology annotation, molecular function: DNA binding.
AUGGCAGCAGCAGCAGAAUUGCGUUUUUUCAAGAUCAUGAUGCCUGGUUUCGAUCAACAGCUGAAUCUGCCAUCGUCAUUCUGCAACAAGAUGAAAUUAGAGUAUAAGAUGGAGGAGCUGGAGCAUGCAAUCAUCAAUGGCCCUUUGGGGCAGUCGCAGAUCGAAAUCGAAGUUUCCAGAAGCCAACAAGCUGGUAGUGGUGGUGGUCUCAUCAUCUGGUUAAAAAAUGGAUGGCAGGAUUUCUUCCGCCGCCAUGGCCUCAAGUUUGGAUACUUGCUGCUCUUCCAUCACACUGGAAAUCUGCAUUUCAAUGUCGCCAUCUUCGACACCACCACCUGUGAGAAAACCCAAUUUCCAACAGCACAAAACCCUAACCCUAACCCUAACCCUAAUAGUCUCCUCCCCAAAAAAAUCAUUCUCGAUCACAUGGAGUCAGAGAAGGAAUCUCGCGCAGGCUGUCCUUUUCCCUGCAAAAUCCACCCCUCAUUUUUCCGUCUGACCAUGUACCCUUCCCAUGCCCUCAGAAAACUUACUGUGCACAUUCCUCAGACGUUUUGGAGGUGCGACAGAAUGAGAGGUAAGGAAUGUCUGAUGGUGAGAGAUUGUGGAGGGAGAGAAUGGCGGAUGGUGGUGAGGAGUGAGAAAACGAGAGGGAAAAUUGGUAAAGGUUGGAAUGAGUUUUAUGAAGGUAACGACCUCAAGGAAGGAGACGUCUGCGUCUUCCGAGUAACAGAUUUGAAGAAGAAGAAGACGACGACGGCGAGGAAUAGGAAAUGGAAUUGUUCAUCUACUUUAAGCAUGGAUGUGGAGAUCCUUCGAGAAGGUUCUUAA